Nematocida ausubeli is the source of this 795-nucleotide messenger RNA. RefSeq lists its product as uncharacterized. NCBI's taxonomy places the organism in Eukaryota, Fungi, Microsporidia. The coding region runs from base 1 to 795 and encodes 264 amino acids. Gene Ontology annotation, biological process: mitotic DNA damage checkpoint signaling; protein phosphorylation. The transcript has a single exon. Gene Ontology annotation, cellular component: nucleus. Gene Ontology annotation, molecular function: ATP binding; protein serine/threonine kinase activity. The record is from RefSeq and is a predicted model, not a curated record.
AUGGAAACACUUUACAGUCUGGAGGGCUACGAGUUUAAAGAGCUCUUGGGAGAAGGAAUGUAUGCAGAGGUGUAUCUUGCAAAAAAGGGCACAGAAACAUGCGCGAUGAAGGUUGUGCACAAGGGAAAGCACAGAAAGAGGGGAACCAUGCAUGCAAAAAAGGAGAUUUCUGCACUGCAGAGGCUUGGAAGUAUGCCUGGCAUUGCCCAUCUGAAGGAGUGGCACGAGACAGAGAGCUUGGUCUUUAUUGCUUUAUCGUACUUCCGCGGGUACAGCUUAAGCAAUCUUCCGUCUGCGCUAAGCGUGCAGGAAAUUCUCUACACAGGCCUCUCCAUUCUUCAAACUCUUGCGCAGAUGCACUCUCUGGGGGUCUACCACCUGGACAUUAAGCCCGACAACGUAAUAGUGUCUCGGCACGGCGCCCACUUGAUUGACUUUGGGUGCUCUAUUAUUUCGCCUGAGUGCACGAUUAGCGGAAGCACGCUUCCAUUUGAGGGCACGCCUGCCUACAUGGCACCCGAAAUGAUUAAGAAGAAGUCAAGCUGCAUUUUGCUUGCUUCUCUUGACGUAUGGGGGUUUGGGUGUCUUCUGUACUACAUGGCUGUUGGAAAAGACACCUUUGUAUCAACAUCCCUGUACUCGCUCUAUCCAAAAAUACUAAGCUGUAAAAUAGACUAUACUGGUGUGCCGGACGAGAUAGAGGACAUAUGUAAGCAGAUUUUUAUAAAGCGCCCUGAUGAUAGAAUCACUGUGGCAGAUCUCAUUCUCCUCAUUAUGAAAAAGAUAACUGUAUAA